This is a messenger RNA of Manis pentadactyla (Chinese pangolin), 2562 nucleotides long. It is a transcript of the gene ACTBL2, whose product is annotated as actin beta like 2. Gene Ontology annotation, biological process: axonogenesis; cell motility. The record is from RefSeq and is a predicted model, not a curated record. Gene Ontology annotation, cellular component: cytoplasm; NuA4 histone acetyltransferase complex; glutamatergic synapse. Gene Ontology annotation, molecular function: protein kinase binding; nucleosomal DNA binding. NCBI's taxonomy places the organism in Eukaryota, Metazoa, Chordata, Mammalia, Pholidota, Manidae.
AUGGCUGCUGAAGAGCCGCCUGCCUUGGUGGUGGAUAAUGGGUCAGGGGUGUGCAAGGCAGGCUUUGGUGGUGGCAGUGUCCCCCGGGCUGUGUUCCCUUCCACGGUUGGGUGUCCCCAGCACCAGGGGAUCAUGGUAGGCAUGGGCCAGAAGAGCUGCGAUGUGGGGGAUGAGGCCCAGAGCAGAAGAGGCAUCCGGACCCUGAGGUAUCAUGAGCAUGGAGUCGUCACCAACUGGGAUGACAUGGAGAAGAUCUAGCACCACACUUUCCACAACAAGCUCUAUGUGGCACCAGAUGAGCAUCCCAUCCUCCUCAUGGAGGCACCCCGCAAACCCAAGAUUAACCAGGAAAAGAUGGCUCAGAUCAUGUUUGAGGCCUUCAACAUGCCCGCCAUGUAUGUGGCUAUCCAGGCUGUGCUGUCCCUUUAUGCCUCGGGACAGACGACAGGCAUCGUGAUGGAUUCUGGGGAUGGGGUCAUUCACGCUGUGCCCAUCUAUGAAGGUCAUGCCUUGCCACACACCAUUCUCUGUCUGGAGCUGGCUGGCAGAGACCUGACUGAUUAUCUCAUGAAGAUCCUGACAGAAUGAGGCUACAACUUCACCACCACAGCUGAGUGGGAGAUUGUUCACAAAGUCAAAGAGAAGCUGUGUUAUGGCCUGGACUUUGAGCAAGAGAUGGCCAGUGUUCCUGUAUCCUGCUCAAGCAAAAGAAGCUACGAGCUUCCUGACAGCCAGGUGAUCACCACUGGAAAUGAAUGCUUUCAAUGCCCUGAAGCCAUUUUCCAGCCUUCCUUUCUGGGCACUGAGUCCUGUGGGAUCCAUGAGAUAACUUUCAACUCUAUCAUGAAGUGCGAUGUGGAUAUUCACAAGGAUCUAUAUGCCAAUACGGUGUUGUCUGGAGGCAGCACUGUGUACCCUGGCAUUGCUGACUGGAUGCAGAAGGAAAUCAUAACUCUGGCACCCAGCACCAUGAUGAUCAAGAUCAAUGCUCCCCGAGAGCGGAAGUAUUCUGUUUGGAUCGUGGGCUCCAUUCGCCAGCAGAUGUGGAUCAGUAAGUAGGAAUACGGUGAGGCUGGUCCUCCCAUAGUUCAUCAAAAAUGUUUCUGAAAGUCUUCCAUGCUAAUGGGCUUACAUUUUUCCCUUUUCUAGGUCACAAUGAUGGUACUGCUUUUACCCACUUUCAACUGAGCCAAGGUAAAUAGUCCACUCUUGCUAGUGUGUAAACUAGCAAACUCACCUCCGUCCAAGCAUUGCAGGCUUCUGCCCGGCUAACCACAUCUUGACCUCUAUCAACUUCAGGAGAAUCCUGAUACCAUGUUCUAUGUUCCUCACCCACAGGGUUCAAAGAAAUGCAGAACUGCUUAAGUGACAGGAGUUAUUAUCUUAAGUGACAAGGAGUAAUAUCAUGAGCAAUGUCCUUUCAGAAUGGAUCACUACAAUUUCCAAGCUUUAUAAAUUAGUUCUUGCUCAAAAUAUCUAGCAAUAGCAGUCUGUAUAACCCUGUAAAAAAGGUGUGUGUAUUUAGCAACAUGUCUUAGUUAGGUUUUUUGGUUUUGUUUUCUUUCUUUGUAUAGAGAUAAUGAAUUAUAUGGGUCAACAAUAUUUAUAUAUAUGCAUAAGCACCAGUGAAAUAUUAUGUCUUAAAAUAUACUGAUAAAAUUUGGCUAUUUGAGCAACUAAUCUGAAUUUCUUAACUCCUCAACUGUCACUGUUUUAGUAUCUCCAUAUUUUAGUUGUUUCCUAUACUAAAUAAGCAUAAUGAAACAACCUAUAUUUCAUGGAUGUUGUUUAUAAAUCAACUAAAUUUUCAGAUCACAGUGGAGUUCUGCUGGUCAAAUGUAUAUUUUAAUGUAUAACUUAUUGAACUUUAUUCUAUUUGUAAGACAGUGAGACUACAGAUAAUGCCUAACUUUUAAAAUAGAGAUAUUGAAAUAUCAAAUUAAUGUCAUUAUGCUCCAGUUUGACAAGGAUAAUUUUAUUUCUAUUUCUUAGCAUAAUAACACGUCUUGAAUAAUUUUUGUAGGCCAUGAUUUGGAAUAAUUCUCUUAUCAAGGAUUCCACUAUGUGGAAACAUAGCUGUAGCAUCUUUGUAAAUUAUAAAUUCUAGUACCAGUAUAGGAUUUCCAAAUUCAUUCUUAGAAAGAUUUUAGAAUAACUCUGCUUUAUUAUGUCCUGUAACAAGCAAUAUUUCUUUAUUCAAAGUGUCUCUAAGAUACUAACAUCUUAGAAAAUGUCUUAAAAGUGUACCUUCCUAUAAACUCUAAAAUGUGUUAACGAAUCCAAUGAUGAUUUUUAACCAAUGCUAAGUGUUAGUGUAUUUAUUUAAAUAUAUUCUGUAAUUUAUAAUUAUCUUAAUAUCAGAGUUAUUUGUAUUUUUCAGGGUUUUUUCUGAAAAUUUAAAAUUUGGGGGUGUUGCUUAUUAAAGCAUUAUCACAUUCUCAGGAGAGAGGAGUUUCUUCUCUUCCUUUCAGUUGGGAAACUUAUACUUGUGUUUUAAAUAUCUAAAUUGGAGUCUGUAAGCAUUUUUCACUGAAGAUAAAACUUUCCAAAGAGUAUGAUCAU